Molecule: messenger RNA, 2211 nt
Organism: Dendrobium catenatum
Lineage: Eukaryota; Viridiplantae; Streptophyta; Magnoliopsida; Asparagales; Orchidaceae
Product: pentatricopeptide repeat-containing protein At3g49730
Exons: 1
Coding region: 1-1950 (649 amino acids)
Molecular function (GO): protein binding
Source: RefSeq, a predicted model, not a curated record
AUGAGACUAAGCUGCCAAAGUUAUGGCGGAAAAAUGCAGAGGAAAUCCUGCAAUCUCACAAAUGUCCUCCCAUUCCUUCUCCGACCAAAACCCAAACCCCAACCCGCGAUUCUCUUCUGCAUCCGAUCGCUCUACCCUCAACGGAGUUCCCACCUCACCGAUGAUUCCAAAUCGGCCGCGGAAGCCCGCAUCACGGAUGAGUUCUCCUCCGACGUGGAAAAACUAUACCGCAUCCUCCGCAAGUUCCACAUUCGGCCGGAUAAGCUUGAUCUUGCGCUGCGCGACUCCGAUGUAUCUCUCCGCCCGGGCCUCCUCGAACGCGUCAUACGCCGUUGCGGCCCCGCCGCUGAUCUUGCCAUCUCUUUCUUCUCGUGGCUCUCCCGCCGCCGACCUGAUCUCCCCCAAUCUGCCGCCGCCCACCGCGCCCUCCUCUCCUCCCUCACUCGUGCCCGCCACUUCGGCGCCGCCUGGGCCCUCCUCGAUCGGAUGCGCCGCGAACUCCCCGAUGCCCUUACCACCGACGUCUUCGUCGCCCUCAUCCGCCGGUUCGCCGCAGCCCGUAUGGUUUCCAAGGCCGUUCAGGUACUUGAUGAAAUGACAGCAUACGGAUGCGCUCCAGACGACUACGUAUUCGCCUGUCUCCUUGAUGCCCUCUGCAAGAACGGUAGCGUCAAGGAGGCCGCCUCCCUCUUCCGUGACAUGCGCUACCGCUUCCCCCCAAACCUACGCCAUUUCACUUCCCUCCUUUACGGCUGGUGCCGCGCUGGGAAGCUCGAUGAGGCCAAAUUCAUUCUGGUUCAGAUGCGGGAAGCGGGUUUUGAGCCCGACAUCGUCGUCUACAACACUCUCCUAGCCGGCUUUGCUGCUGCCGGUAAGAUGGAAGAUUCCUACGCCCUUCUCACCGAGAUGAGUCGUAAAGGGUGCGAGCCCAAUGUCAUCUCAUACACGACUCUCAUCCAGGCUCUCUGUACGAGGGACUGCUUGGACGAUGCCAUGAGAGUGUUUGUAGAAAUGCGCAGUCGAGGCUGCGUUCCGGAUAUUGUAGCCUAUAAUACUCUCAUUUCUGGGUUCUGCAAGUCAGGAAGGCUAGACCGAGCUUAUGAGUUCUUGGAUGCAAUGGAUACCAUGGCAAUGCAAGGCUGUGCACCUAACCCUAGCACAUACUUCCCCAUCUUUACUGGGCACGAGCUUAAGGAGGAUAUCGACAAGUGCUUUGAGCUCAUGAGUAGAAUGUCGAAAGCUGGCUGCUUGCCUGACCUUGGCAUCUACAAUGUGGUAAUCCGCUUGUCCUGCAAAUUGGCCGAGUUGAAGAGAGCAGUUGUUAUAUGGAAUGAGAUGGAGGCCAGUGGCCUUAGCCCUGGGCUUGACACCUUCAUCAUUAUGAUACAUGGAUUUAUCAACCAAGGUUUCCUCAUCGAAGCUUCUGGAUACUUCAAGGAAAUGGUAGUGAGAGGGCUUUUUUCUGCUCCACAGUAUGGCACGCUUAAAGAGCUGUUGAACUCUCUUCUGAGGGCUGAGAAGCUUGAGCUAGCCAUGGAUGUGUGGACCUGCAUUGUGAGCAAGGGUUGUGAGCUCAAUGUGUAUGCUUGGACCAUAUGGAUACAUGCACUGUUCUCAAAUAAGCAUGUGAAGGAGGCAUGUUCUUACUGCUUGGACAUGAUGGAUGCGGGGCUCAUGCCACAACCAGAUACUUUUGCGAAGCUAAUGAAGGGGUUAAAGAAGCUCUAUAAUCGGCAGAUUGCGGCGGAGAUCACAGAGAAGGUGAGAGUAAUGGCGGCAGAGAGGAAUGUUACUUUUAAGAUGUAUAAGAGGAGGGGUGAGAUGGACUUGGAGAGGAAGAAGCAGAGGGCAAGGAAGAAGAGGAGAGAAGGCAGACAACGGCGAGCUUGUCAAGGCGGCAAUAAAGCUAACAUUUUGGGUCCUUAUGGGUUGAAGGUGGACCUAGUAUGAUGCAAAUUUUGGUGCCGCAGAGUGGAAGUUCAGUGAAGGAAGACGAUUCCUUGUGAAAGAGGUAAAUCAAUGUAUGGCAGAUAUCUAUUCAUUUUGGCUACUCGAGAGAUUUCUCUUGAUAGUUCUACGUUUCUGUUGUGUCAAGAACAUUAAAAUUUUGGUGGGAUAAUCUGUUAGCACUGUAACUCAAGCGCACAGCGCGAGGUCUAAUUAUUGACUAUAAUAAAGCAAAUGAAGUUCCAUUAAAGGACCUUAGAUGAA